This is a messenger RNA of Linum tenue, 1484 nucleotides long. Lineage: Eukaryota; Viridiplantae; Streptophyta; Magnoliopsida; Malpighiales; Linaceae. The record is from the annotation of a GenBank genome assembly.
AAAACCCAUCUCCAUUCAUCAAACCAUUCCAUCCAUCUCUCACCACUCUAAUUAAAACUCUACAGCGCAACCAUGGCUUCCUCCUCCAACACCACUAAACUCCUCCUGCUCCUCAUUGCCACGGCGGCUGCCACGGCGGCGGCCCGGGACUUCUCCAUCGUGGGCUACUCCUCCGACGACCUCGCCUCCACGGACAAGCUGAUCGACCUGUUCGAGUCGUGGAUGGAGAAGCACUCCAAGAUCUACGAGUCCAUCGAGGAGAAGAUCCAGCGGUUCGAGAUCUUCAAGGACAACCUCUUCCACAUCGACGACACCAACAAGAAGGCUACCAACUACUGGCUGGGGCUCAACGAGUUCGCCGACCUCACCCACGACGAGUUCAAGAACAACUACCUCGGCCUCAGGCCGCCCCCAGUGACGGAGACCAGGGCAGACUCCGUCACAGGACACACCGAGGAGGUGGAGGGCGGCGGCAUUCCCAAGGCGGUGGACUGGAGGAAGAAGGGGGCGGUGACGGCCGUGAAGAAUCAAGGGUCGUGCGGCAGCUGCUGGGCGUUCUCCACCGUGGCGGCGGUGGAAGGGAUCAACCAGAUCGUGACGGGGAACCUGACGGCGCUGUCGGAGCAGGAGCUCAUCGACUGCGACACGGGUUACAACAGCGGAUGCAACGGCGGCCUCAUGGACUACGCUUUCUCCUACAUUGCGUCCAGCGGUGGGCUCCACAAGGAGGAGGAUUACCCUUACGUCAUGGAGGAAGGCACCUGCGAGAUGACCAAGGCGGCGGAUGCUGCGGUGGUGACGAUUACUGGGUACAAGGACGUGCCGGCGAACAACGAGCAGGCGCUGCUGAAGGCGCUGGCCGGCCAGCCGCUUAGCGUCGCCAUUGAUGCCUCCGGGAGGGACUUCCAGUUCUACAGUGGGGGUGUGUUCGAUGGGCACUGCGGGACGAGCUUGGACCACGGGGUGGCGGCGGUCGGGUACGGGUCGGGCGGGAAGGGCCUGGACUACGUGAUAGUGAAGAACUCGUGGGGGCCCAAAUGGGGAGAGAAAGGCUUUAUCCGGAUGAAGAGGAACACCGGCAAGCCCGAGGGGAUGUGUGGACUUUACAAGAUGGCUUCCUACCCAACCAAAUCCAAAUAAUAUGCCACUCAUCGUCUUUCCUUAAUCCACACUCCCCAUUUCGUGCUUUGUGCUUUUUUUUUUUUCCUUCUUGAAAAAUAAUUAAGGUUCACUUUAAUUUUAAUUCCAUCAUUUUCACUUCAGAUUGUUCUUACUUUGUAUCCAAUUAAUUACUGAAUUUCAGACGUGGCAGUAGUCACUGAUGUAAACUCAUGCCAUGCAUGCAUGAGUCAUGACAUGGAUGUGUACGUGCAUUGGAGUGUUCACAGCAUUAUUAAGCAAAGGGUUUAUGUGUUAAAUGGUUGUGUCAUUUUCCAACGCUGUUUUUUUUUUUUAAUAAUUUAUGUAUAAAAAAACAUGUCUAA